Molecule: messenger RNA, 462 nt
Organism: Rhizopus microsporus ATCC 52813
Lineage: Eukaryota; Fungi; Mucoromycota; Mucoromycetes; Mucorales; Rhizopodaceae
Exons: 1
Coding region: 1-462 (153 amino acids)
Source: RefSeq, a predicted model, not a curated record
AUGUCUGAGAGCUUAGUUUUAGAAAAAUACACACCCUUUCCUAGAGAAACUAUUGUUAAUAUUGACUCUUGGAAGGAUACCAUUGAAAAAUUACCUUCCUAUCAUGCAGCAUGUUGGAUAUAUAAGGUCAAGACGAAUGGUGAUAUGUCUACUUUAAACGAAAAAGGCCAACCUAUGCCAAAGCGCGUAACAAGAAGAAGCAUCGUUUGGAAAAUUAAGUGCAUAUGCCAUAGAACUGGGACCUAUAAGAGUCGUACUGGCGUACAGACAGAAGAUAAAUCAUCUAAAAGCCGGCCAAUUCAGAAACCAAGCAAAAUGAUCGAUUGCAGAUGCUAUGUUACUGUCAUCUGUUAUUUUCUAGCACCUAAUCAGGUCACUAUUAAGCUUCAUAAUGAGCAUAAUAAUCUUGAUGAUAUCUCUUUUUUGCCUUUAUCAGAUAAUACGAAGGAAGCCAUAUUAUAA